Laetiporus sulphureus 93-53 is the source of this 1181-nucleotide messenger RNA. Its product is annotated as ras-domain-containing protein. Gene Ontology annotation, biological process: protein secretion; regulation of exocytosis. The record is from RefSeq and is a predicted model, not a curated record. The coding region runs from base 197 to 877 and encodes 226 amino acids. The transcript has 4 exons. Lineage: Eukaryota; Fungi; Basidiomycota; Agaricomycetes; Polyporales; Laetiporaceae. Gene Ontology annotation, molecular function: GTPase activity; GTP binding.
ACCACUUGGCACUUGCCACCACACGCCACACCUCAGCGGCUCAUCGCCUCUGCGCGGUCUCACUUUCUCCUUGCUAUUCACUGCUACACGACUGUAUUCUGACUACGCUAUCGCUCACGACGCGCGACUUGUCCAACUUCGCGCUCUUCAUUUCCUUUCGGCCACAACAAUCUAACGACAAACGAGUACGAGCGCAAUGUCGCAGGACAAGGACAAGAGCGGGACGGUGAACGUGAAGCUGCUGCUGAUCGGGAACUCGUCGGUGGGGAAGAGUAGUUUGCUCUUGCGGUUCUCGGAUGAGCAGUGGUUGCCGGAGGAGGAGGCGAGUGCGACGAUUGGGGUGGAUUUUCGGAUACAUAAGUUGGAGGUGAAGGGGAGGAGGGUCAAGCUUAGCAUAUGGGACACGGCGGGCCAGGAGAGGUUCCGGACGAUCACGUCGUCGUAUUACCGAGGCGCGCAGGGUGUGUUUUUGGUGUACGACGUUGCGAAUCGCGAGUCGUUCGACGCGCUCCCGCGGUGGUUCUCUGAGCUGGACACUUAUGUCUCCAAGUCGGUCGUGCGGAUCGUGGUGGGGAAUAAGGUCGACAAGGAGUUCUCCCGGCAAGUGAGCUACGCAGAGGGCGAGCAGUUUGCGGAGCGGAUGAACUCGCUGUUCAUUGAGGCGUCCGCGAAGACGGCGGUGAACGUCAAGCAGGCGUUCCAGGAGGUCGUAGAGAAGAUCAUGGACACGCCUGAGCUUUGGGAGACCACCGCUCCGAGGCGCCGUGGGACUGGCGCGGGCGGUUCGGGGCGGGCGGGAAAUGAGGGCGAUAUGCCUGGGAGUAUUGAGCUUCCGCAGGUAGAGGGUGCGGCUGCGGAGGGUGGGUGUUCUUGUUGAGUGGGAGGUGUGUGUCGGUGGUCGGUGUUGGGCUGGGUCUGGCGGUGGCGAGUUCGUGACGGAGUGGACUGUCCGAUUACUUAGAGGGUACGCGACUGGUAGUCAGCAGAUACCCGUGUUUUUAUCGACGCUGCUCUCUCUGAGGGUGGAGGUGGCGUUCGCUGUAUUCAUGUAGCUUACUUUGCUCGCUUUUUGAUUAUUUUCUCACAUCUUCCUGAAUAGUUUUUCGUCGUGCGACUUGCUGUCAUCCGGGUCAUCCCAGAGUGACUCCAUUGCAAUCAUACAUGGGACAAAACAAAUUGUG